UGACACCCGCGCAUGCGCACUGUGCAAGUGGUUAUCGCGGGAUAUUUUACGAUUCUUGAUAACUAUCAUAAACAAUGGAAUUAUUUAUAACAGAAAACGGGAAAUACAGAAUAGAAUCACUGUCACCUACCACCUUCCCCGGAGCGCUGAGAAUUAUAAGAGAUGUAUUUUGUCAAGACGAAAACGUGUCGAUAGGUUCAGAGGUCCACAAGAAUCUAAAAGCAGCGGAAGAACUUCUAGAACUUUGCGCAGAUGCUGCACUGGAUGGGGUCUCGUUAGUUGCUAUUGAAAUAAACACAGGGGAAGUGGUUUCUGUGUCUUUUAAUAAAAUACAGAUUCAAACGACGGAUGCGUCGGAAAAGCCGUUCUUCGAUAUAUUCGCCGAGGAGCGCUGCACCCAGGCCUCAUCCCGCUCGCUUAUACAAUUUAUGGCCAACGUCGAUGCAAGGUGCAAUUUUUUCAAAAAAUUUGGUGUCGACUGCAGCCUCGAAGUGAUGUUCUUAGCAACACACCGGGAACACAGAAAACAAAGACUAGGAACCUUGUUAUGCAAAUAUUCCAUAGAUGUUGCACGAAAAAUAAGGGACGGCCCAUUUGCACCGCUGGAAGUGAAAGAUCUUGGCCGAAUAUAUUCCCAUUUACAACCGCGUAAACCGAUUGAAACGUACCCAAAGAUUUGCCAAGCUAUUUGGACGUCGGAAGGUUCUCAAAGAAUUGGAAAAGUAUUAAAUUUCACCGUGCACUUGACAGUACCUUUUUCGGAUUUCGUAUUUGAUGGCAAAACUUAUUCGGAGCGCAUUGGGGAUGAUUCCGCAUUCUGUGAAGUAGCCGCUUUAACUCUGUGAUAUCAAUAGAAAAACAAUACCAUUAUAAAACAAAAUUGGAGA
Molecule: messenger RNA, 887 nt
Organism: Pararge aegeria (speckled wood butterfly)
Lineage: Eukaryota; Metazoa; Arthropoda; Insecta; Lepidoptera; Nymphalidae
Exons: 5
Coding region: 75-845 (256 amino acids)
Molecular function (GO): N-acetyltransferase activity
Source: RefSeq, a predicted model, not a curated record